UGGCACAUGGAAAUAUCACCAUUAUCAUCACUUCACUCACAACUCAUAAACUCAUCACACACUUGAGACUUACUUGUUUACUUCAACUACCACAAUCAACAUGAAGUUUCUCAGCCUUCUCACUCUUGCUUCCUUUGCCACGGCCUCUCCUUUCCGCCGGCAGCAAACUGUCGCAGGAACCAUCAAGUCUUCAGUUGACAUUCUAUCUGGCUCAUCCGCGGUAACUCUGAACCAGAUCGAUGAAAACGUUGCUCUUAUCAAGAACAACGUAGAUGCGCAGGUUAUCGCACAAAUCCAAGCUGACCUCGAGGCCAAUUACCAAGCCAUCCUCCAAGGCCUGGCCGCUUCCACAACCACGAUUGUCAGCGUCACUACAGGAGCAGCUGGUGGUGUUGCGGCCCAAGCCAUUGGCCUCACCAACCAACAGAUCGUCACACUCACUGCCUCUAUCCUCGUUGUUAUCGACAUCCUUGAGAACCUCGGAGCCACUAUCUCCAUCACGGUCACAGACCUGACUCCCGCUCUAAGAGCUGCUUUCCAGUCUGAGAUCAACGCUGUCAAGGCUGCCAUCAAUCCCUUUGUUAGCCCUGUUCUCCUCCUCGCGGCUGCUGUACGAGCUGCGAAUAUUGGCGGCAGUGCCACUAUCACUGGCCUCGACAAUGCCAUUGUCAACCUCCUCAGAGUCCAAAGCCAGGUCGCGGCGUCCAUCGGCAUUCCUGCCCUUAGUCUCUAAGUUUGGACCCCCUUUUACGAAUGAAGUUAUGAGGAUAUUCUUUUACAAAUGAUGAAAGCAAUAUCAACCGUGCUUCCUACAACAAAAGCAAUGGUGCUAGCGCUAUAGCGAACGAUUACACACUCCUUGAUACUUAAUAUAGUAAAUUUUGUUUAUGAACUUUCUCA
Molecule: messenger RNA, 900 nt
Organism: Fusarium verticillioides 7600
Lineage: Eukaryota; Fungi; Ascomycota; Sordariomycetes; Hypocreales; Nectriaceae
Exons: 2
Coding region: 101-733 (210 amino acids)
Source: RefSeq, a predicted model, not a curated record